Messenger RNA from Sycon ciliatum, 2420 nucleotides. RefSeq lists its product as uncharacterized. The coding region runs from base 174 to 1571 and encodes 465 amino acids. Gene Ontology annotation, molecular function: protein binding. NCBI's taxonomy places the organism in Eukaryota, Metazoa, Porifera, Calcarea, Leucosolenida, Sycettidae. The transcript is spliced from 9 exons. The record is from RefSeq and is a predicted model, not a curated record.
CUGUCCCUAGCGUCCUCUCAGUCUCACCGCUGCUCAGUCAGUGGCCUGAGCUCUCCUUUUUGUAUGGAGUUUUGAGGCGUUCGGAAGUCUUGUGUGCGCGGAUUGCGUGUUCGUGUGCUUGUGGCCCCAUCGCACGGCUAGUGUAGUGCAGCCAGGAAGGCAGGUGUGAAACGAUGGACGCUGGACAGGGUAGCUCUGGCGAAGCAGCUCCUGGUGCUGACGGAACAGCCGUGCCCGAGAUAAACAUCGAGCCGGGAUCACCUCCGCGGGACGAUGAUCCUGCUUACGACUCGAUCAGGGAGGCCGAAGCCGUCUCACAGUAUGAAAAUCUUCAACUGGCCUCCGUCGGCAGAGCAGCAGCCAAUCGCUCGUCCACCAAAAAUUCUACUCGGCGGAAGUCCACUAUUCGACAAUCCCGCUCUGGGUCUGCGGGCCGCUCCAGGGGUAGAUCAAAAACGAGCAGCGACCGAAAGGGCAAGGGCUCGUCGUUCGCACCCCAAGAAGGUGUCAAGCGCUAUUUCAGGGAGAACGCACCUGUGCAGGAGAUCCUGGAAGCUCUGCUGAUACCCGAUGACGGCGAAGACAUUGACGGCAUACUGCGAUGUCUGCUGGCGCUGGAGCACUGCCUGGAGACCGACCCCAAGAAUGCUCAAAUUGUUGGUGAUAACCCGGACGGUCUGUCCAUUAUCAUCACCAUGGUUGGUCGAUAUGACACCAUGGACAAUAUCGUCGCCACGAGUCUCUGGUCCCUGUCCAAUGUUGCAGUCUCGGAAUCUCUGGCUCAGAUAGUAAGCAGUGCCGGUGGUGAUACCUGUGCUCUGGAAGUGCUGGCACGCACUCGCCCACCAGAGGUGGUCCUUCACGCUAGCAUUGCACUGCUCUGCAACUUGGCUCUGCAUGAGUCUCUUCGCGAGGGCUUGGUGCAUAAACUGGCACUGACUCGCACACACCGAGCACUGGAUACUUACCAGCAACACGAAUGGAUCCAGUACACAGCCAUACAGACACUGCAGAACUUUGCGAACACUGCUAGUCUCUGCGAGAAGAUGAUGGAGGAGAACACGAUACAGCGGGUGGUGACGGCCAUGAAGUAUUUCUCGGAUCAUGAAGACCUGCUGCAGUCAUCCAACUGGAUUCUCUCCUGCUUGCUGUUCUCUGUAAAUGAUGAUCAGCGUCAAGCCAUACAGCGAGAACACAACAUUGCGUCUGUGAUCAUGCUAUCAAUGAAGGACUCACCCGACCAUAUUGGUGUGCACUUCACGGGCCUGUCCGCUCUAAGCAACCUUGGACGCAAUGAGUCGCUGGUCGAUGACUUAGCCCUGGCCGGGAUAGUGGAGGUGUGUGCCGGCGUGUUGGAAAGACACACGUCGCACGAAGGUGUUCAGAUGGUUGCUGGCAGGUGUCUGGUAGUGUGCGCAUCCAGUGCACAUGCCAAGCGAGACUACAACAGAUACAAGGUGCGAGCUCUUUGCGAAGCUGUCCGCGAGCGUCUGCCGGAUUCCAAUGCGUCAGCUGAGGCAGCAGAAGCCAUGCGGCUUUACAAAGGUGGAAGCUGCUGUGCGAUUUUAUGAGGAUGAGCAACAGCAGCAAUAGACCAAACUGUUUUGUCCCAGUUUUAGGAAUGAUACUCAGAGUUUAGUUUGAUGUGCAGGUGUUUGUGCCCGCUACUUUGCCCAGCACAUGUUUCAUCUAGUCACAGAUACCAGAGGAUGCGUGUGCUCUUGCACGUGCGUGUGUGUGGUGUGUGUGUGUGUGUUUGUGUGUGUGUGAGAGAGAGAGAGAGAGAGAAUGAGUGUAUACGCGUCCUUGAGAGUAGCUCUGAUUUCCGCCACACUCGGUUGUUGGUCAAGCACACUGUCACAAUGACAUCACCACAGUUGGCAUGUGUACGCAGUGUGCCGCCGAAUUUCUCAAAGCCCGUUAUUAUGCAACACGCAAGCAAACUAUGAACUUGUUAUGUCCUCUUGCGAAUCAGAACAUCAGCGCUGUUGCUGAGCCAAUGGGGUAUGUAGUUGCAAAACAUUUGAUCAACACUAUAUUUAGCCCAAACGCAUAGGCAGUGCCUAGGAAAUACUGAUAUCAUUAUCUAUGUCACUAUGAACUGGCGUAUUAUCAUUCAGUGUAUCCAUGCCGUGUUGUCCCGGGUACUAUCGGUACGAAUUUCCUAUAUCAUUAUCCGCCUCAUACUACAGUGCUGGCAACUGAAAUCCGACCCCCUUGCCGGCGCGGCGCGCCGGCAAGGGGGUCGGAUUUCAGUUGCCAGCACUGUAGUUUCAGUUUUCCCCUUAAAAUUUGUAUAUAAACUGUCACAGCAAAUUAUUCUCUUCUCUGGGUCUUUUGUCAUAGUUGAUAAUGCUUUUCAGACGAAUGGUGGCCAGUUGCUCUCGGUGCUGAGCUGUGCUAAGUCUUUGUACACUUCA